Neocloeon triangulifer is the source of this 2520-nucleotide messenger RNA. RefSeq lists its product as uncharacterized. The coding region runs from base 206 to 1780 and encodes 524 amino acids. Lineage: Eukaryota; Metazoa; Arthropoda; Insecta; Ephemeroptera; Baetidae. Gene Ontology annotation, biological process: actin crosslink formation. Gene Ontology annotation, molecular function: cytoskeletal adaptor activity; actin filament binding; microtubule binding. The transcript is spliced from 7 exons. Gene Ontology annotation, cellular component: actin filament. The record is from RefSeq and is a predicted model, not a curated record.
GCUCGAGCGAGUCAGUAGAGUUUUCGAACGAAGAGCUGCUGGGCGGCUGAGUGGGUGGAGACGCGCGUUAAAGCCCGUGAUGCGCCCUUCCUCAGCGCGACUUGCUGCCCGAACGGACACUGGACAACAACCUCAGCCGUCCACUUCAGCACAAGGAGAACACCACCGGUGACAUAGCGCCCAUGCGCCGCCCGACAGCUGCAAGAUGAUGAGCAGCGCUCUUUGUCGCGGUCUGCAAACUCAGCCGGUGUCGCCGUCGCGGCCGCAUGACAUAUGGAGCCCCGCUCGCCGCUCGUACAGCGGCAUCAGCACCCCAGUGACCUCGACCCCAACCAAGAGCUACUUCAUGAUGGGCUCCCGCCGCAGCUACUCGCCUCCUCGGCGACCCCAGUCGGCGCCAGGGGCGCGCGAACAGCGACUGACGGUGCCGGCGGCGCCCGAGAUCGAAACUGAAGAAGAGUACGUCGAGUUUUACCAGAAGCGAAUCCUCACCGCCCAACAAAAGCAGUUGCUGCCUCUGCAAGAGGACCUUGCUGACUGGCUCAACAAACUUCUGGAGUCAAGCGAUGUCACUGCUUUAAACUUUAUGGACGCUCUCGACGAUGGAUUAGUCGUUUGCCGUUUAGCCAAAACCAUCCAGGAGCAAGCUCAACAUGCUGUGGAUGAAUGUCGAGCUAAAGGGCCUGUGCCAAAACUAAGUGGCCGAAUUUGGCAAAAAGCUGCAAAAAGAAGCUUCUUCUCAAGGGACAACUCCGAAAAUUUCAUUAAAUUCUGCCGGCAAUUAGGAGUACAUGAAAAUCUCAUUUUUGAGUCGGAUGAUUUAGUGAUGCACGUAGCUCCCAGGAAUGUGGUCAUCUGUCUGCUAGAAGUGUCCAGGUUGGCGUCGUCCAAGUUUGGAGUUGAGCCUUCAGGACUCGUUCAAUUUGAACGAGAAAUCGCGGAAUGCUCGUCUCCCUUCAACAACAGCAGAAUGUCACCAGCACCUGGCACAGCGUUGUCCGACUCUGGGCUGUCCGCUGCGUCUCUUAUGUCCUGGCGGCCACAGUCACCGACUCGACCUUUACAAGAGGAGGACGACAAGAACAAACUAAGACUCGCAAGUUCAUCGUCAGUGCUAUCUCUGGGCUCUCCUGGCAGCAGCGGCCGCUGGUCUCGUCCUGGCAGUGCCGGCGAAGAGGACGAGGAACCGGACACUUGGCGAGCCACCCUGCCUUUGCUUGAGGACGCCAUCGAGCCAGACACAAGUUCUCGGUCAGGUCGCACAAGGAAUGGCAGCCUCUCAGACCUGAGAAGCCGAACGCCUUGCGAGGAGCGAAAGACCAACAAAGGCCUAAGUGAAUUGGACAGGAAGGUCGAACAGGCCGCCAAGGCUGCAAGGAAGCAGUGUCGCUGCGAAGGUAGUGACGGUGCAGACGGAGACUCCAAGAGUCCCAAAUGCACCAACAAGCUCAUGGUCAGACGCCUUGGAGGUGGAAAGUACAACAUUGCAGGACGAAAUGUUUUUGUCAGACUGUUGAAAGGUCGGCACAUGAUGGUCCGUGUGGGUGGCGGCUGGGACACGCUGGAACACUUCCUGGAGCGCCACGAUCCUUGUCAGGUUCGUGUGCUGGGUAGGGGUGAUUCUUCAGCGGCCAACUCGCGCAGUAACAGCCGAUCAAGUGGUAUAAACCGCAUCGGCCUGGCCAACAACACUCCCCGCAACUCUUCGCCCGCUACGCCCAGUGAAGGAUUUUUGCACAUCCGCGCCAAGUACCGUAGCCCACCGCCUGCCCGCAGCUAAAUGUUGACAAGGAUGUUAGACAAAUGCGUUAUAAAGAAAAGUUUGAUAACUUAAUUUCACAAAAUCUCUUAUAUUUUACAUUAUAAAUCUCAAGUAAUGAAAAUCCAUAUAUGCAUUUAUUUGCAAUCCAGCCAUCAACUGUGGCCUUUAUGUAGAAAUGUAAUUCUUUUCUUAUCUAUUGCUUUUGAUUUUUAUAAAUUGGACUGAGUUUUCCAUUUUUACUUAUGCUUAAAAAGACCAGAUAAUAAUUUUUGUAUUUUGCCAUUAAUGAACUCUCUCCGUUUCCGCUAUGCUAAGUUCCUUUAACUAGUUUUAUAAAAUUACUCAUCCAAGUUGGGUAUUACUCAUUUUAGAAUUGUAAAAAUAAUUUUUCAUUCCAGUUAAUAGACUCAAAGUGUUGUAAAGACAAUUUUUUCCAAACCAGGAAAGUAUUUUUAAUGACUGUACUGUAAUGCACCCAGAACACAAGUUUGAAAUAUUUUGUGCAAUAUUAAUCAAAUGAUCGAUAAUGUUACUUACGAGACAAUUUAUCAAAAUGCAAUGCAGACGCAUUAUAUUUAUAAAGAACAAUGAUCACUAAGUGACAAAAUUAUGUUUGUGCAUGUUGUUGAAUUUCAAGGAUAUUGUAAAAAAAUGCAAUAUAUUUAAUGAAGUGACAUGUUUGGUAGCAUGAUUACUUUAAAAAUUUGCUGUAUAGCAUUAUAUCGAGGUGAAAAUAUUAAAUAAAAAAAUCUAUUAAC